GUAAGUUGAGUGGCUUGAUCUAUAAAUAGUGUAUGUUCAUGAGAGCAUUAUACACUAUUAGCCAGAUGGUCAAAUAGCAAGAACAGGCUUAAGAGUUUUAAAGAGGGGAUCUAUCUUUCACGGUUCGCUCUUUGCACACCAAGAUUCUCUCUUUCCCGUGUCACGAGUAAAAUAAAAAACCAAGAAGAAGAUGGAUGCUGUUCAUGAAUUGCAGAGGAAAAUAAUGCAUUACAAACGAAAGACUAGUCGUCUUGAGGAUGAUCUUUUCCAGAGGGAUCAAGAGAUCAUACGUGCAAAGUUCACAAUAUUGCAGGCUCUACCAGAACUAAAUACUCCAGAGAAAGGCCCAUUGGUUGACAUAGUAAGAGUCCCAGGCUACCUAGACCCAAAGAUGUUUGAAGCAGCGUGUCUCAAUAACCCAUCUGAUGGUCGUGAGAAGGAAAUAAUGAGGAAGGAUAGAGCAUUACUUGAGGCUGAAACUCUGUGCAAUGAGUGGAGAAGCAAAACCAGUAAUGGAGUUUGGGAGCUUUACAUUGAGGGUCCAGAACAAGGAGAAGACGACUGGGUACAAGUGGAGGCGCAGGAUCUGCUGGACCUCAGAGAGAAAUAUGGUGAUGAGCUUUACGAAGCUAUUAAGAUAGCAUGGACUGAGUCACAAGAACGUACACGAACAGGAGUGCAACUGAAGCCUUGGGACUAUGUAGCUGGAAGGGAGAAAACAUUAACAGAGCUACUUGUUCCACUUCGAGAGAAGAUUCAGUUCCUCAUUGUGAAAACCAGUGAAGAAGGGAAAUAAAUAUAUGAAAACAAACUAUGGGAUAAUACCAAUAAUAUGAGUCUCUUGCGUCAGUUUCCAGUUGAGAUUGGUUUAGGCUGAUUAACCUUACUGCAUGCGUGUUAAUAGGAAGUCUUAGCAGCAAUCUUUCAUGUUUUGAACUUUUUUGCUUCUUGAGAUUGUUCAAGUAUAAUUCUUCGCAAUAGGUAUUAUUUUCGAUAAUUAUUUAAAACUUCUCUAAGCAAACUUCACUAUUUUAAUUA
Molecule: messenger RNA, 1038 nt
Organism: Brassica oleracea var. oleracea
Lineage: Eukaryota; Viridiplantae; Streptophyta; Magnoliopsida; Brassicales; Brassicaceae
Exons: 4
Coding region: 191-796 (201 amino acids)
Biological process (GO): gene silencing by siRNA-directed DNA methylation
Source: RefSeq, a predicted model, not a curated record